CAUGACAAACAUCUCAGAUAUCCAGCGAAAUAUAUCCCAAGUAGCCGGCACAAGCAGUGUUGACAUUAUGAGGUAUACCUUACUCGGAAUAACGCUAGCAAGUUUUGUAUUCUUCUUCUAUUUUGUGGCAGUUAUGCUAAGUGUCGGCUUCACCAGCACUGUUGCUCGUCAAGAAGUCCGCUACAUUUUGUUCACCCACAUGCUUGUUAAUGACUUGGUCUAUCUUCUCCUUACCCUGUUAAUGUUCUUAACUAACAUUUUUCCCAGCAAGUUUCCUGCAUCAUUGUGCUACAUUAUGGUCCUCAUGACCUCCACCACUCUGAAGAUCACUCCCUACAACCUGGCCAUCAUGUCUUUGGAACGCUAUAUUGCCAUAUGCUUUCCACUACGACACAAAGAGAUCUGCACUUUACAUAGAAUGGGCAUUGCUAUUGCAAUUAUUUGGGCUAUUGGAUUCUUGCCAAAUGUCGCUGAUUGCUUUGUUCUCAUUAUGUCGGUUGAACAAAGAUUUUUCUCUCAGGAUAUUCUUUGCAGUCGGAAUGUGUUCAUUGUCAUAUCUGUCCAAAAUACCAUAAGACUAGCCAGCCAUGCUUUAACUUUUUCCUUGGUGGGGCUCAUAAUCAUCUUUACAUACAUCAAAAUCACGCUUGUGGCCUUCAGGGUUGACUCGAAUAAGUCGUCUACCUCCAAAGCUAGAAGAACGGUCAUGCUCCAUGCAUUACAGCUCCUGCUAUGUAUGAUGACUUACAGCUACAGCAUCAUUGACAUUCUCCUUAAAGGUUAUAAUACCUUACUUCCCAUCAUCAAUUUUUUUUUCUUCACAUGUUUGCCAAGGUUCCUCGGCCUUUUCAUUUAUGGGAUUAGAGAUAAGCUCUUUCGCAAGCAGUUUAAAAAAUUUACUUGUUGUAGUCCAAAAUAG
Molecule: messenger RNA, 919 nt
Organism: Rana temporaria (common frog)
Lineage: Eukaryota; Metazoa; Chordata; Amphibia; Anura; Ranidae
Product: odorant receptor 131-2-like
Exons: 1
Coding region: 2-919 (305 amino acids)
Biological process (GO): G protein-coupled receptor signaling pathway
Cellular component (GO): membrane
Molecular function (GO): G protein-coupled receptor activity
Source: RefSeq, a predicted model, not a curated record